This is a messenger RNA of Ficedula albicollis (Collared flycatcher), 1107 nucleotides long. It is a transcript of the gene DTYMK, whose product is annotated as deoxythymidylate kinase. Gene Ontology annotation, cellular component: nucleus; cytosol; cytoplasm. Gene Ontology annotation, molecular function: dTMP kinase activity; ATP binding. The transcript has 5 exons. Gene Ontology annotation, biological process: dTDP biosynthetic process; dTTP biosynthetic process; dUDP biosynthetic process. The coding region runs from base 2 to 646 and encodes 214 amino acids. NCBI's taxonomy places the organism in Eukaryota, Metazoa, Chordata, Aves, Passeriformes, Muscicapidae. The record is from RefSeq and is a predicted model, not a curated record.
CAUGGCGGCGCGGCGCGGGGCGCUGAUCGCCCUGGAGGGCGUGGACCGGGCCGGCAAGAGCACGCAGGGCCGCCGGCUGGUGGAGGCACUGCGGGAGGCCGGGCACCGCGCCGACCUCCUCCGCUUCCCGGGUACGGACAGAACCACAGAGAUUGGGCAGCUGAUCAGCUCCUACCUGGGGAGGGAGAAGAACCUGGAGGACCACACCAUUCACCUGCUCUUCUCUGCCAACCGCUGGGAACACGUACCGAUGAUAAAGGAGAAACUCCAUCAAGGGAUCACGGUUGUGGUUGACAGAUACGCCUUCUCUGGAGUGGCCUUCACAAGUGCCAAAGGGAACUUCUGCCUGGACUGGUGCAAACAGCCUGAUGUUGGACUCCCAAAGCCAGACCUGAUCCUGUUCCUUCAGUUAAGCCCAGAAGCAGCAGCAGAACGAGGGAACUUUGGACAUGAACGUUAUGAGACCAGCUCCUUCCAAGAGAAAGUUCUUCAGUCUUUCUUCUGCCUAAUGGAGGACAAGACCCUAAACUGGAAGACAGUGGAUGCUUCAAAGAGCAUUGAAGACUUGCACAGAGAAAUCAAGUCCAUUGCAGAGAAAACUAUGCAGGAAGUUCAGAAUAAACCUUUGGAAGAACUCUGGAAAUGAAACUUCAUACGGGUUUAAAAGAAUAAGAGAAAAGUCAAGAAUAAGGGAAAGGUCACUUCUUGGAUCUUCUGUAUUUGGAUGAGUAUGACAUCCCAGCAGCUACAGUUUAGAUCCUAUUUAUUCUUUUGGGUCCAGCAUGCUGCUGAUGUUUUUUUUAUUAUCUGCUCCUUCCCUUCCAUCCUGCAUAGUUGCUUCUGCAACUGUUUUUAAAAUAAGUAUGCCAUAAGUGUGUAUCAAAUUCCUUGUCAAAACCUCCCUCUCCCAAACAAGAGCUCCUGUUCCAGCUGCAGUCUUGGAGUGCAGAUGUGGGUGUGGAGCUCAGGGCCAGCCCUGGACACAGACAGUUCUUGCACAGUUCUUUCAGGGAAUUGCCAUGUUUCUGAUCAUUCUUCCUCUAUAGUAAAUGCAUCCCCCGAUGCUCAAAUCAGUUUGUAGAGGACUUGCUAAAUAAACUAUUCUUC